Exophiala aquamarina CBS 119918 is the source of this 270-nucleotide messenger RNA. Its product is annotated as trehalose 6-phosphate synthase. NCBI's taxonomy places the organism in Eukaryota, Fungi, Ascomycota, Eurotiomycetes, Chaetothyriales, Herpotrichiellaceae. The transcript has a single exon. Gene Ontology annotation, cellular component: cytosol; alpha,alpha-trehalose-phosphate synthase complex (UDP-forming). Bases 1 to 270 code for a protein of 89 amino acids. The record is from RefSeq and is a predicted model, not a curated record. Gene Ontology annotation, molecular function: catalytic activity. Gene Ontology annotation, biological process: trehalose biosynthetic process.
AUGUCCCCAAUAGGCAUCGGUCCUGAGAAGUCCUCUCGAAAAUUGGCCAAACCAGAGGUCCGGGAGCUCUCCUCCUCACUAACAAACGAUUACGGAGACAUCUGCGUCAUCGUCGGUGUUGACAAAUUAGACAACAUCAAAGGACUACCAAAGAAGAUACACGCCCUCGAUCAAGCCCUGUCCGAAAAUCCUGAAGGAUUCGGAAAAGUGAUGCUGGUACAAGUAGCGGUACUGAGCCGAGAAAAAACCAGGAGACCGCCAAAACCCUGA